Molecule: messenger RNA, 5641 nt
Organism: Catharus ustulatus (Swainson's thrush)
Lineage: Eukaryota; Metazoa; Chordata; Aves; Passeriformes; Turdidae
Gene: FRMPD3
Product: FERM and PDZ domain containing 3
Exons: 15
Coding region: 57-5168 (1703 amino acids)
Cellular component (GO): cytoskeleton
Molecular function (GO): protein binding
Source: RefSeq, a predicted model, not a curated record
UCGCCCGCGGCGCUUCCUGAGGGAGCGGCGGCGGCGGAGCCCAGCGCAGCCAUGUGAUGCCGGAGGAGCGCGGUGGCGAUGAUAUGGAAUGUGGGCAGCUGCCUUCGGACACGCUCCGACAGGUGACGGUCCAGCGCCACCCCCUCUACGGAUUUGGCUUCGUGGCUGGCAGUGAGAGGCCGGUGGUGGUGCGGUCGGUGGCAGCAGGCGGCCCCUCUGAGGAUAAACUCCUGCCAGGAGACCAGAUCUUGGCCAUCAACGAUGAGGAUGUGAGUGAAGCCCCCAGAGAGAGAUUCAUCGAGCUUGUCAGGAAAGCCAAGGACUUCAUCAUCCUCACGGUCCUGCACACCCACCAGUCUCCCAAAUCUGCUUUCAUCAGUGCAGCCAAGAAGGCAAAGCUAAGGUCCAACCCCGCCAAAGUCCGAUUUUCAGAGCAGGUGACGGUCGGCGAGACAGACCCAGACAUGUUGAAGAAAGAAGCUCUUCUCCUCAUUCCCAACGUGCUGAAGGUUUUUCUGGAGAACGGGCAGAUCAAAUCCUUCACGUUUGAUGGCCGAACCACGGUGAAGGACGUGAUGGUGACAUUGCAGGACCGCCUGUCGCUGAGACACAUCGAGCACUUUGCCCUGGUCCUGGAGUAUUCCAGCUCGGAGCAGAGCCACCGCUUCCUGCUGCUCCAGGACAAGCAGCCACUGGCCCACGUUGUGCAAAGAACACACUACCACGGCAUGAGAUGCCUCUUCCGUGUGAGCUUCUUCCCCAAGGACCCAGUGGAGCUGCUGCGCCGGGACCCUGCAGCUUUCGAGUACCUGUACAUCCAGAGCCGCAACGAUGUGAUCAGAGAGCGCUUCGGCACAGACCCCAAGCCAGAGAUGCUGUUGGGGCUGGCUGCCCUCCACAUCUACAUCACUGUCUCAGCCACCCGUCCCAGCCAGAAGGUCUCCCUCAAGAAUGUGGAGAAGGAGUGGGGCCUGGAGCCCUUCCUGCCCCCCUCGCUCCUGCAGCUCAUCAAAGAGAAGAGUCUCCGGAAAUCCCUCUCGCAGCAGCUCAAAGCCCACCAGCACCAGCCUGGUGGCACCAAGGUCUCCACAGCCCAGGCCAAGCUGCAGUACCUGAGGAUCCUGAACGAGCUGCCAACCUUCGCUGGGGUUCUCUUCAACACAGUGGGACUGGACGAGAAGCAGCCAGCCACCACCCUGCUGGUGGGACCCCGGCACGGCAUCAGCCACGUCAUUGACCUGAAGACCAACCUCACCACGGUGCUGUCAGAGUUCAGCAAGGUCAGCAAGAUCCAGCUGUUCAGGGAGAACCAGGGGGUGGCCCGGGUGGAGACGAGCAUCCUGGAUGCCAAGCCGCUGGUGUUGCUGAUGGAGUGGCCCGAAGCCACCAACUUUGCCUGCCUCAUCGCGGGCUACUGCCGUCUCCUGGUGGACUCCAAGAAGAUGAUCCUGUCCAGGGCCCCCAGCCAGCCACCCCCACCUCAGAUUAUCAAGGCAGAUUACAUCAACGCACACAACUUCCAGCGGCCUGCCACAGCAGGGCACAUGGGAAAGAAGGAGAAUGGGCUGGUGGGUGGCUCUGCCACUGUCACCAGAGCAGCCGGGGCUUCUGCCACCAGGGCUUCGGACUCGGAGCUCAUCCGCUUCUGCUACCUGCACAUGCGAGAGCAGAGGAAGGAAAAAGAGAGCGGGACGGAUAUCAAUGAAAACCUGAUUUUUUUUGAGGAAACUCGUCCCAGGACCAAAUCUGACCCCACUUCCAAAAGCUCUGGCCAAGGCUACAACGGGGCAGCUAAGGAGUACGACCCGGAUGGCCUUGAGCAAGACAGGCAGGCCAGCAGGGCCAGGGCACACACCAUAGACACCCACCUGCGCAGCGACGCCUCCCACUUCUACUGCGAGUCCUGCCAAGCCAAGAUCAAGAGCAGGCUGGCCUCGAGCACGGGGGGCAAGCCUGGCACCCGUGACAACAUGGUGGACUUGAUGUCGCUUCCCCCUCCCGGGAAUGAUGAGGAAGAAGACGAGACAACAUCCCUGCUCCCCGCCAUUGCCGCCCCCCCUCCUGGCUUCCGAGACAACAGCUCCGACGAGGAUGAUCCCAAGCGCCGGGCGGCUGCCCAGAGCCAGGAGCAGGGCCGGCACCUCUGUGGCAUCCUGUACGACGAGAUCCCCGUCACUCUGAUCGACAGCGUGCAGCCACGGACGGUCCGAGACCACGCCCAGGAGCUGGAUGAUGCCCUGGUGUCCACUCUGCAGGCGCUGGAAGCCCUGGCUGCUUCAGAGGAUUGUCCACACCCCCCACCACAGCAGACAGCAGGUCUUAUUGUCCUGGCUGCCAUCACUCCUGAGUCAUCCUUGGACUCUGGCCACGAAACGAACUCCUCAGAGCUGACCGAUGUCUCGGAGAUGGUCUCUGCUAUGAAGCAGCAUCAGAACGCAGCCUACUUCCUCACCCAACACAUCAACAAAGAAAACCUCCUGGCCAGGAAGGACUUGCCUUUCCGAAUCCAGAGCUGUGCUGCCCAGGCUGUCCUCACCUCACCCUACCCCCUGAGCCGCCAGGACCCGAGCCCUUCACUGAAGCCAGCCUUCUCUACCCAAAGUCCCAGCCUUACCAACUGCAAGAGCAAGCAGGAGCAGCAGCACGGGGAGCAGAGCUGCACCUCGGCUGCCCAGCCAGGGCUGACCUCCCAGCUUAGUGAGCAGGGCAAGGGGGCCUCAGUGCCAAGCUCUGAGUGCAAAGGUGCAGGUCACUCAAAAGCUGCCUUUGAGGUGUCUCUGCAUGCCACAGCAGCCCCGAGCAGGGAGCAGGAUGUACAAGAGAAGAUGCCCAAAGAGGUACAGCCAAGCGCCAAGCUCCUCCUGGAUCAGAAAAGCGGUGUAACUCCAGCCAUCGUUUCAGCUGCUCUGCAGCAGGUGGCAAAUGCAAAAGCCUCAGCUCCCCAAGUGUUAUCAGCCUUAAAAGAAGACCAGAACAUGAAUGGUACCAGCAGCUGUGCACCAGCCAGCAGCAAGCCUUUGACACUUAAAGGAGGUCCACAAACUGCAGAGACAUUAUGCAACUGUCAGCAGCAGCAACUCUCUCCGCAGCAGCACUGUGAAGUUUCUCCAAGUCCUAAGGAAGCUCCUGGCAGCCAGGCUGAAGCUUUCCACCUCGCCCCAGCAGGCGAGGAAAUGAUGUCCAGUAAGACUUUUGCCUCUAAAAGCUACCAGCAAAAAGUGAGUAGGGAUGCACCAGGAAAAGCUGCAAGUGGAGAGACAGGUCAGAAGGCAGGUGGGGAAGCCACAAGCCUUGUCUUGCAGAAACACACAGCUCCUUCAAACCAAGGACAGAAAAUACAACAGGAAAGCUCGGCCAAAAUCUUAAAAGCUGAGAGUAGCAAUGUGCACUCUCCAUCACCUGGUAGCACUUUCAGGAGCACCAGUGAGGAGGCCAAAGGGCCAAUCCAGCUGAUGCCCAGAUCUGAGAGCCUGCAGAUUAGCACUGUGCCUUCCAAAAAAGUAGAAAAAGUCCUGGAGGUAACGCAACAAGAUGCUGAUGUCCCAGCUAAACCCAAAGCCCCCAAAGCUCCCUUCAGGCUUAGGAAUCUGUUCUCUGCAACAUUUCCCACCCGGCUGAAGAAGGAGACGGACGAGCGGCAGGCCCAGCUGCAGAAGGUGAAGCAGUAUGAGCUGGAAUUCCUUGAAGAGCUGCUCAAGCCAAAGAGCAAAGGUGACCUCCCUCCACAGGAGUAUCUGCACCCACCUGCCCCUGGGCGCUGCAGCUGCCAGCUGAGGAGCAGUCCUGUGCAAAAAGUCCCAGGGAUGUCCAGGGAGCAGAGGCGUAGCUGUGACUGCAAGCGGAUUUGCAGGGGAAUGAGGCCACCCCCCAACCAGCUGGUGAUUCCAGAACUGGAGAGGCGAGGCAGGGAUAAAGUUGCAGAUGACCAGAAGCAGGUAGAAGCCAUUAGGCUGACAAGCAUGAGCAGCCCUUCCAAAGGCAAGCGGAUACGAUCCACAAGUUUAGAGUCCAGAGACAACCGGUCAGAUCCAGAGAAUGGCAUGUCCUGUUUGACAACCUGCACCUCCCGAGGGGAGUGCAUGGGUGCACCCCACUACAGGAAGCUCCUGCGUCGCUACAGUGUCAGUGAAAUAGAUAAGACUGAUGGGACAUCCUUGUCCUCUGAUGUCUACCAGAACAUCUACACAACCAAGCAGAAAGGCCCCCAGAAAGAGCCUGAACCCAGCAUCCUCUGUCCUGGUCUGAGCAAAAUCCAGGAAGCCUCGGGAGUGGCUGACCCCUCCUAUGUCCAGAUAGCACAGGACAAAAAGAACCAGAAGGGUCCAGCAGUGUUCUCGGUCCAGGAGGAGAUGUAUCCAAGUCCUGCCGAGCUGAGGGAUGAAGACAUGGAGGAUGAGAAGUGCUGCUCCAUCCGGUACUGCUUCUACUACAGAAAAUGCGAUGUUGCAGAUGAUGGGAGCGAGAAGGAUGAGCUGUCCUAUUCCAUCCCCAUGCAGAUACUCCCAGGAAUGAAGCUGGACAAUCAGAUGGUCCCAGUCAUGAGCAGGACUCUUCAGGUCCUAGACGCAACAGCCUGCAGCAGUCCCAAUGAGAGCCAGACCCAGGAAAUAGAUUUGAGGACCUCCAGUUUUGAGGGGAGCUUGGCAAAGAUCAACACCCUUCGAGGCCAUGCCUACAGCUUUCCCAACGGGUUUCUGCAGGUGCAGCUGGACACCAACGAGCUCCUGACCAUCCUGAGGCAGUGUGUGCUGAGCCCUGAGGUCCGGGACUGCAAGCCCUACAUCUCCCAGCUGGCUGAGUACAAGCAGGAGCUGGCCCUCAAGUUCAAGGAGUUCCGGGCGUCCUGCCGCCGCGUGGCCGCCGUCGACAAGAGUCCCACCCACAUGCUCUCCGCCAUCACAAGCAGCUUCCAGGUGCUAAGCAGCCUCAUCGAGACCUUUGUGAGGCUGGUGUACGUCGUGCGCUCGGAGUCCCAGCGCCAAGAGCUGCUGACGAAGGUGGAGGAGGUGGUGAGGAACUACACCUUCCUGCUGAAGGCCGCCGAGGAGUCCACGGCCAGAACGCUGAGCCACCAGCAGACCGUGGAGCAGCUCGCCCGCCAGUCAGCCACGGUCGCCACUGUCAUGAGCACUCUCACACGCUCCCUAAAGACGUUGAUCAAUAAGUAAAGCCAGCUGUGAAGACCAACAAGCCAGCGUGUGCCAGGCCAUGCUCUCAAAUCUCACAGGUCUGGUGAGGAUGCGAUGUCUGCAGGCCCACGUUUACCGGGGUUUGCGACAGCCAAGACACUCUUUGAUCUCUGCAGAACGGGUGUUGUGUUGGUGGUGGGUUGAUGGAAGGGUGAAUUCGUGCCCUGUCACAAGCUGUGCAAUUUCAGCUGGUCAGUGGGGCUCAAGCAGCUUCUCUGCUUGUUCGUCCAUGCUGGCUUGUUGGUGACAGCACUUGGGAGGUACAGGCACCCCAUCUCCACACCAGUUUGGUUCCAUGGGGUUCUGGGCCUCGCUCGUGCAAAGACCUUUGUCACAGUGUGUGGUGGGCCAGUGAGCUGAGCUGAAAUCUCCUGGCUUCACUUGGGCAGUCUGGAGCCAAACCAGUGUCUUGCCACGUAAACAAAGCUUUGCCUCCAGGAUCUUCCUGGGCC